AUGGCAAAAUCCCAGCGCUUGCCGUUUGAACAGGGCCUGUUUGUCACAACACCGAACAAGAUUUAUUUGAGGACACAGCUUGCUUACGAGACGCUGUUCGAGUGCGAGACCCCUAACGGCAUAGUCAACGCUCGAGCCUCAAAAGACAACAGCAGCCUGUUCGCUAUAGCAGAUGGUCAGGUUGUGAUACUUCACGAUGCUUCACGAACCAAGGACAGGAAAUACAAAUUGAAGAGUGGUGAUGGCGAGCCACGUCUUCUUCUCUUCUCACCCGACUCGCGCACCCUGUAUUUCACGACGACGUUGAACAACUCAGUUCAAGCAUAUUCCAUACCGGAUGACAAGCUUCUGCCUUCAUUACCAUCGCAUUCAUCUCCACCGAAUGUGAUCGCGAUAUCCAGUAAUGGUACCGUACUUCUUUCAGCAUCACCAAACCCGAUGACUAUGUACCUUCAAGACCAAAGAUGGGGACACAGCGCGCCUGUAGACUUUCGUCCAACAGAUGCCCGCUAUUCUGCGACUUGUGCUGCGUUCCAACAAUUGGAUGGUCCCGCGCAGCCGUCAUAUACGAACUUUGUGAUCGGAUUCCAGGACGGAUUACUAGCGAUGUAUAGUCUUUUCCUGCCUUCACUCCGAAAGUGGCCCGAAGAUUCGCACAAAAAUCAAUUCCAGUUCUACCAGUUACAGCCUGUCCGAGUAGGUGUCAUCAAGAAGCUCCAUAAGCCGGCCAUGGGUGGUGUGCUCGCAGCGGAGUUCAUACCGGGCUACAAAUCGCGUGUUGUUAGCAUUAGAGUAGACGGGAUGGUGCUACUAGGAGGCGACGCGGUAGAAGAUGCCGGAGAUGUCUACGAGGGCUUUGAGACUUUGAUUGCUAUUGGUACACAGGCUGGAAAAGUUCUUGUUUUCAACGCCCUGGGCCUACUGAUACAUGAGAUCACUGUGGGAGUGUCUAUCACGGCUGUUGAGUGGGUCGGCAACAUGACCGCGCCUUCGAUUCUUCCGACUCGCGGAUUGUCGCUGUCCCCCAAGCCUCGUUUCGUCGUCGAUAUUGUGGAUGCGGAGGGAUCGACUCCUUCUGACGAGGAGACCGGUACUGUCAAGAAGACUAGAUCACCCCACAACUCAGCUUUAACAAGAAAACCGGUACCUGUUGGGCCACCGCCGGAUCUAUUUUCCGAUGAGUCUAGGGAGUUCAAGUCAAGAGUUCCCAGUCGCAGAGCCUCGGAUGUGUUGAGAGGCUCGCCUCUCCGCGUUGAGAGAGUGCGCAACAAACACGUGAAAAAGCCAUCUGUACGACCGCGCAUCUCUACAGAGACAUUUCAGUCGCCUCCGGAACCUUCGCCGCACGAUCCCUUUGAUGUCGGCGCCGCAAAAUCUCGACCCAAACUCGAUCCUCCAAUACAAGAAAGUCGGAGAUGGCCCGAAGUACAUCAGAUGCCAAGUGUACCAGCCCCGUCGCGGGCACAGCUCUUCUCCGCUCCUCAUAGGUCGCUCAGCUCGUCUGAUGAUUCGCACUUUUCGAAGGAAGAAUGGUUUACACCUCCUUCCACGCGAAGACGCAAGCCAAAGGCGUCACAGCGUCAUAUGAGUUCAGAAUCACCACUGAUUACCUCAACCUCAACGACGAUCCGUCCAGUGCCCUUCCCACAGUCCUCUCCCACUGCGCUCAACACACCCAACAGUCUGUACUCUCGUCCAACAUCUGGCAUGAUGAAGGAGGAGUCUGUUGAGCAUCAAGAGACUGUGGCGGAAGCACCGAGCGGGUCACGGGUCGUGCCAAAAGCUCAGCGACACGUAACUAUAGCCGACCCAGGAUCGUCCUCUCCCUUGGGUAGCUCGAGCAGUCUGUACUUCCGUCCCGCCGCUCAGAUGUUUGAGAGGCGUUCAUUGAGCAAAACACGAGAGCUUGAAUUGGAUCUGAGUUCUACCCUCCCAGAUAGACCUAAUCUUCCAAUAUUGAAGCCUGCUCUCAGAAGAAUCGACUCAGAGACAGAAUGGCCCAGCAAUACAUGUUCAUGCUCAACGCCAAGCACGAGAAGAGACUCGGUUGCCGAUGAGAGCGUAAACGACAUGGCAUGCCCGAGCAAUACGGUUCCUAGAUCAAAAGCUCCUCGAGACCACGCAUUCGCCGCCGCCGCCGCCGCCACCACAGCAGCAGACUCUUCAUCUUCGCUCGAAAGCCUCUACUACCCCGCACCUGGCCUUCUAGCUAAAAGUAAUCUUUUCCAAAACUACAACCAUCGCAACCUAACACCAGUUCUACCACGGCAGCCCAUGACGAACUCGCUUGACACUCGAGCAAAUUCACCUAGCAGCGUAUACUCCCGCUCAAUCUCAGGCGCGGUCAAAGAUGCAGAUCUUGUAGAUGCUGGUCUUGCCGAAGAUACCGAUCAAUCGAUAACUUCUUCCAACGCACCCAAUCCAUCACUACCACAACAUCAUCAACUCAGUAUCCAUGCCUUGAGUACCCCGCUACCCAACACCUCACCAAGUAUCUUGCAUUCACCCGCUCCACAGGGCGUUUCUCGUGAUCGUUUGCACGCUGUUGACAGACCGCCUGUGAAAAAGUCGAAUGAGAUAGGUUCAGCCAGUGUGAAUGAGGCAAAGUCCGUAGUGGAGGAGAUGAGAUGCUUCUCUGAGGACCAAAGAGCGUUGAGACAGGAAGUCGCGGCUUUGAGGGAAGAGUAUCGAGUUUUGGAGGAUAUGUUGUUGAAGCCAAAGGCGGAACUGGUGGUGUGA
Molecule: messenger RNA, 2739 nt
Organism: Alternaria arborescens
Lineage: Eukaryota; Fungi; Ascomycota; Dothideomycetes; Pleosporales; Pleosporaceae
Exons: 3
Coding region: 1-2739 (912 amino acids)
Molecular function (GO): protein binding
Source: RefSeq, a predicted model, not a curated record